AGGAGCAACACCCUCCUCACCCACCAGCACAUCCACACUGGAGAACGGCCCUACCCUUGUGGGGAAUGUGGGAAGAGCUUCAGGCAAAGCUCCAAGCUUAUCCAACACCAGCGCAUCCACAGUGGGGAAUGGCCCUACACAUGUAGGGAAUGUGGGAAGGGCUUCAGCGACAGGUUCAGUCAAUGCACCCACCUGCGCAUCCACACUGGGGAACGUCCCUACAGGUGUGGGGAAUGUGGGAAGAGCUUCAACUGCAGCUCCAACCUCCUCACCCACCAGUGCAUCCACACUGGAGAACGUCCCUACACAUGUGGGGAAUGUGGGAAGAGUUUCAGGCACAGCUCCACCCUCCACUCCCACAAGCACAUCCACACUGGGGAACUACCCUACACGUGUGGGGAAUGUGGGAAGAGCUUCAGGAACAGCUCACACCUCCGUAUCCACCAGCACAUCCACACUGGGGAGCGGCCCUACACGUGUGGGGAAUGUGGGAAGAGCUUCAGUGACAGCUCCAAUCUUCACACCCACCAACGCAUCCACACCGGGGAACGGCCCUACACUUGUGGGAAAUGUGGGAAGAGGUUUCAGACCAGCUCACAUCUCCUCAGACAUGAGCGGACGCACACGGAUGAGAGGCCCUUCCGCUGCACCGACUGUGGGAAGGGCUUCAAGCAGAAUGCUCACCUCGUCACCCAUCGGCGCAUCCACACCAGGGAGAGGCCCUACAAGUGUGGGGAGUGUGGGAAGAGCUUCAGUGACAGCUCUACCUUGACCAGACACCAACGGACCCACUCUGGAAAGAAGCCCUUCAAGUGCUUGGAAUGUGGGAAGAGCUUCAGUCAGAGCUCCCACCUGAUACGACACCAGCAGAUCCACACAGGGGAACAGCCCUACACGUGUGGGGAGUGUGGGAAGAGCUUCAGGGACAGCUCUGAUCUCCUCACGCACCAGCGCAUCCACACUGGGGAACGGCCCUACAAGUGCUUGGAAUGUGGAAAGGGGUUUCACACCAGCUCCAGUCUCCUCAGGCACCAGCAGACGCACACAGAUGAGAGGCCCUUCCGCUGCACCGACUGUGGGAAGGACUUCAUCCAGAACUCCGACCUCGUCACCCACCGGCGCAUUCACACAGGGGAACGGCCCUACAAGUGCUUGGAAUGUGGGAAGAGGUUUCACACCAGCUCACAUCUCCUUGUGCACCAGCGGACGCACACGGAUGAGAGGCCCUUCCGCUGCACCGACUGCGGGAAGGGCUUCAAGCACAAGUCCGCCCUCGUCAGGCACUGGCGCAUCCACACUGGGGACAGGCCCUACAAGUGUGGGGAGUGUGGGAAGAGCUUCACCCAGAGCUGUAAGUUGACCAGACACCAACGGACCCACCAGUAAGGGAAGCCCUACC
Messenger RNA from Pseudopipra pipra, 1399 nucleotides. RefSeq names its product zinc finger protein 160-like. NCBI's taxonomy places the organism in Eukaryota, Metazoa, Chordata, Aves, Passeriformes, Pipridae. The record is from RefSeq and is a predicted model, not a curated record. The annotation marks the transcript as partial. The transcript is spliced from 3 exons.